AUGAAGGUCUACUGCAGCUAUUUUAUAUUUGCGUGCGUCAUUUACAAAAGCUUUUGUACAACGACGAAAUACUUCACCUUUGAGGAAGACGCGCCUGGCACAGAGAUUGGAAACCUUUCACUGGACUUAAAAAUGGACCCGGCUGAGGACCCCGAGACAUCGUUCAAAUUCAUGCAGAAGACAAACCCGUCCGUAAUUCACAUGAGACAGAUAGACGGGCUCUUAACAGUCGGAGAAACCAUCGACCGAGAGCUGCUGUGCCACCGGUCCCCGCAGUGUCUCGUAACUUUUGAUGUCGUCGCCUUCUCAAAAGGAAAGUUUCAGCUCAUUCACGUGGAAAUCGAGAUAAAGGACAUCAACGAUCACGCGCCUUGGUUUGCACGCAAUGAGACGCACAUGGAAAUAUCAGAGGACGCGCCUUUGCGCGCGCGGUUUCCCCUGGACAUCGCAGUGGACCGGGACGUCGGAGAUAACUAUAUCCAAAGUUACCAAAUUACGCACACGAAUCAUUUCGCCGUUGAGGUCAGCACGCAGGAGGACGGGAGCAAAUGCGCCGAACUCGUGAUGAUCAAAACGCUUGACCGGGAAACAGAAGAGUUUUACACGAUCGAGGUGACGGCAACAGAUGGAGGGGCUCCACCGAAAUCGGGGUCGACCACCGUUUACAUACGAGUGCUGGACUCUAACGAUAACAGCCCUACGUUUGAACACAACUCGCUGAAAGUGGAGCUGAACGAAGAUUCACCCGUCGGUACCCGUGUGCUCAAAGUUCACGCUUUCGACUCCGAUGCCGGGAUAAACGGGGAAGUUAUUUACGGGUUUGUCGAAGGCUCCCCGUCGGACGUUACGCGCGUCUUCCAGAUCGAUCUCAUCUCCGGGGAGGUGACUCUUAAAGACGCGGUCGAUUACGAGAAAAAGAAGUCGUACGAGUUUCACAUCCAGGCCUCCGAUUUGGGCACCAAUUCGGUAUCGUCUACGUGUCGGGCCAUUGUAGACAUCGUUGAUGUGAACGAUAACGCGCCAGAGAUCAACAUUAAGCCCAUGACCUCCACGAGUGACGGGGUGGCCUUCAUCACCGAGGCCGCGGCCGUGGAGAGCUUCGUGGCUCUGGUGAGCACCUCGGACAGCGACUCUGGAACCAACGGUUACGUGCGCACGAGUCUGCGCGGACACGAGCAUUUUAAACUGCAACAGGCAUACAGCGACACAUUUAUGAUCGUUACGACCGCCACUUUGGACAGGGAAACUAUUUCAGAGUACAAUCUCACAGUGGUGGCCGAGGAUUUUGGAACGCCGCCUUUUAAAACCGUUACGCAUUAUACGAUACGCAUCACGGAUGAGAACGACAAUGCGCCGGCGUUUAGCAAAAACAUUUACGACGUAUCAGUGAUAGAAAACAACAUCCCGGGGUCGUACAUAACCACAGUUGUUGCGAGGGAUCUCGACACUGGAAAAAACGGAAAGGUGUCAUACAGCCUCGUUGAGGGCAAAACGCCCGAUGGUGCCGCGCUAUCGACGUUUGUGUCCAUAGACCCUGUCUCUGGAUCUCUGUACACUCUGAGAUCGUUUAACUUUGAGGCUUUUAAACAAGUCCAGUUUACUGUUAAAGCCACUGACAAAGGUUCCCUGCCACUCUACAGCACGGCUUUAGUGAGAAUCCACGUGGUGGAUGCAAAUGACAACUCCCCAUAUUUUACAUAUCCUGUGUUGAGGAAUCACACAGCUGACAUUCCAAUACCCCUGAACGCCCAGCGUGGUUACCUGGCUUUACGUGUGACGGCACAAGAUGAAGACGACGGCGACAACAGCGAUCUGAGUUUUCAUAUUCUUGAGAAUGACGCACAACUUUUCUUCAUGGAUAAAAAGAGUGGGGAAAUUGUUUUGCGCCAAAGUCUGACAGCAUCAUGUGGGGAUGUUCUGCAGGUCAGAGUUUCUGUUGUGGACAAAGGCAGAGAGCCUUUAUCGAGCACGGCCACUAUCCGGUUUGUGGUGACGGACACUGGCUCCCAGGAGGACCAGGUGGUUAUUUUACUCCGGUCUAAGGAUGAAGAGACCCUAAGCUUUGACAUUGGGACGGUGGUUAUCGUUGCGUUCACAGGGGGGUGCGUGCUGUUGCUGACAGCCGUAGGCAUCCUUGCGGUGACCUGCAACAGAAGACGCAGCCGGAGAAACUACGGGAGAGACGGUCUGUACGGGUCAAGCCCUUUUUCUAAAAGCGACACUGUCACCUCAGAUAUAUACGGUGGCACUGGUGCCUUUCUGCCUAAUGAAGGAGAUUCAGCACACCACUGUCUUUAUGAAGACAAGAGCCUGGACUUUGAGGAAAAGCUGUUCCUGCCAUGCAAGCCCUUUGAGCAAACAUUUCUGUGGCAAGAUGAAAAGUACUGUCUACAAAGGAGUGGCACCAGCAACACAGAUCAGCUGAGCGUGAAGGACAGCGGCAAAGGAGACAGUGAUUUCAAUGACAGUGAUUCUGACACCAGCGCAGCCGCUCUCAAAAGAAGCCUGACAACAUUUCAACCAGUGAGCAGAAGCUCAUUCACCCGUGUAGGAGACUGGCAAGGCAAACAGCGGGUUAUACAGACGCAGAACAUGCAUGUUCCACCCGGCGCGGCCUACACCAUAGGGUUUUCCGCUCCGGCUUACAACAUGAGCCAUGUUCAUUCUCAUCCAUGGAAAGAAGGUUUUAAUAAAACAAACAAGUUGCAGACGUUCUCCAGGACUGGAGCGCUGCCUUCAAACUCUCUCCAUCCGCUGGGAGGAAUGACUGAUGAUGUUGAGGAGCAAACUGAACCUGUGAAAGAUGUGCUGACGGUUUCGGCUGUUUGUGAAGUUGCUACAACCUUUUAAGUUUUAAAUGAGAUCAUUAAAAUCUUUGAUCUUAAUAUUUGAACUGGAAUGACAGACCCACACAUUUAUUUGAAUAACAAUGAUGCCAUUACUCAAUUUUUUUUUUAAAUAAUCU
Messenger RNA from Triplophysa dalaica, 2965 nucleotides. RefSeq names its product protocadherin 8 (gene pcdh8.1). NCBI's taxonomy places the organism in Eukaryota, Metazoa, Chordata, Actinopteri, Cypriniformes, Nemacheilidae. Gene Ontology annotation, biological process: homophilic cell-cell adhesion. Gene Ontology annotation, molecular function: calcium ion binding. The transcript is spliced from 4 exons. Gene Ontology annotation, cellular component: plasma membrane. Bases 1 to 2850 code for a protein of 949 amino acids. The record is from RefSeq and is a predicted model, not a curated record.